Molecule: messenger RNA, 1520 nt
Organism: Dendrobium catenatum
Lineage: Eukaryota; Viridiplantae; Streptophyta; Magnoliopsida; Asparagales; Orchidaceae
Exons: 7
Coding region: 46-1413 (455 amino acids)
Source: RefSeq, a predicted model, not a curated record
UAAUUCACUCAUUAUCCAUUCCCUCCCACAAGCGUCAGUCAGUGGAUGGCUUCGAUCCCGCCAUCAACCUGGUCUUCGGUUCCUCGAACUCUCGCUUCUCCUUCCUCCUAUGCCGACACAUCUUCCGGCGCCAAGAUUGUCUUGCUCCCGCCUAAAAGAUUUAAAUACUGCAGAACGCUCACGGCUUCGUCCUCCGAAGAUGGCGCAUCCACCGGAGAAACCGAAGUCCCUGACCACGUACGGCUCGCGUUCUCCAAGGCCAACGCCUAUAGAAAAGGCAAGAUGUUUUCUACCCCGCAGGCGCCGGUAAACGCUCCGAAAUCCUCCGGGGAAUCCGACGUACAGGCCCAAGGAAGUAGCGGCUCCGUGCCGGACGUCCCGAUUGCCGUUAAGCUCGCUAUGGAGAAGGCCAAGGAGAACAAGAAGAGCAUGCAAGCCUCAGUUGAAGAACCGAGAGAUCCCGGUGAAGAAGACAAGAGUUUAAGGAACUCAAGAAAGGGUUUGGUAGAGAGCAAGUUAAAGAAGAAGGACGAGCUAAAAAUUUCCAGCAAGGACUUUUUGGGGCUUAAUUUCUCUGAAAAGAAAAAUUAUAGAGGAAAGCCUCCUGGUUUAGUAACACCAGUGGGUCCCCUUUUGGAAGGUGAUGUGCCAGAAGUGGAAAUUAUUGUUGGGGAUGUAAGCAAAUUUGAAAGAACACCACAAGCAAGUAGUUCGUCUGAAGUAAUCGACAGAACGGGUCUAUACAAACCCAAAGUCUCCACAUGGGGCGUCUUUCCAAGGCCCAAUAACAUCUCUAAGACGUUUGGAGGUGGAAGAGUUAUUGAGGCUGGUGGAAUACUUGAAACUCCAGAGGCAAAAGAAGCAAAAGAAAAGCGUAGCAGAGAGUUAAUUUCAGCUUAUAAAAAAAAGAUGGGUUUCACAGUUGAUUUAAAAACAAGAGCUGAGUGUGAAAAGGCAUUGAAGGAAGGUGAUGGCUUGAUGGACCGGGGACAACUAAGAGGUGCCUUGCCUUACUAUGAGAUGGUCAUGAAAAAUUUGAUAUUUCAGAGUGAACUGCAUGGGUUGGCUGCUUUGCAAUGGUCUAUUUGUCAAGAUUCUCUUAGCAGGCCAAAUGAGGCGAGAAUCAUGUAUGAAAAACUUAAGUCUCAUCCGAAUGCUGAAAUAAGCAAGAAAGCUAGGCAAUUCGUGUUUAGUUUUCAGGCUAUGGAAAUGAUGAAGGUGAAAGACACAUCCCUCCCAAGAAAAACAGGCUAUGAGGAUUACUUCGAAGCAUUUGUAGAAGACAAAAAGGCAAAUUACAUUGCUUCAUCUGAGAAGGAUGAGAGAGUAUUAGAGCAAGUUUUACCAUAUCUUAUAUUCCUUUUAUCUCCGAUGCUUGUUAUUCUUUUUGCUGUUGUCAAAAACUCUUUUUAGUUAAAAAAAACUAAUCUGUGAUAUAUGCAGGGUGGCAUAUUUAACCAAUGUUUCAUGCUUGGUUGAUGCAUAGUGAAAUAAUCUAUUUCUAUAGUUCUCUAUGAAAA